UAAAAGGCGAAGCUGAAUGUUGAGAGACAGACGAGAAUAUUUUAUCAACAAAACCUGUGAAACUCUGAAGCAGGUUGGAGGAGGAGCAGCUGGACCUUUGUUUUGGUUCCUGACCUGAUUAUUAACUUCAUAAAUAUGAACGACUGUAAAUCAGACUCUGAUCAGAGUCAGAGAGAGCAGGCUGAUGCUUUGGAAGAGAUGGAAAAACAUCUCAAUGCAAUUCUAUUAGCCACAAUUACAGACUAUAUGAUGAUGAUGACAAUGGAAAAGAAAACAUUAAUAAAGCGUGUGAUAGAAAACUGCCAGAAUGAAACCACUCUGCGAUGGCUGAGAGAAAACUCAGAGUCAUUGGACUUUUUACGACUGGUGGACAUGUUUAAUUUCCUGAAGGAACACAUCGAUGAGGAAGAAAAGAAGGAUCACAGUAAUAACAUUAAUAUCACCUUUGUUGCACAUGGAUCCAUCAGAGACUCCAUGAUCCCGGCCAGCUGUCUGCUGCCUCUGCCCUCCAUCACAGACGUGAUCCUGUAUUCUCCCUGGAACUGUUAUCUUAGUGUUAAGGCAGUCUACGGUGUCGCUACAGGACGCAUGAAGCCUCAGCACAGAGAGUUUUACUGUGGUGACACAGCUUGCUCUGUUGCCGGGGAACUCCAUCGACCCACCAACCUGCCCGACCACUGGAACUCAAUGAAGAAAGCUGGAGACCAAAAGAUUCCCAACAUCACACUCAGCCCUCUCGAACCAUCAAGGGACAACGUGUGGAAAGAGUUUCAGUCUCUGUCAAAACAACAUGGUCCACCAGGAAGAAACCACAUCGUCAUCCCGUUCAUCCUCCCAGGAAAGAGUGUUUUUUUAGAUAGUGUCCCGUUCUCUGUUGUCACUUUGGCUCUGUCUCUGGUUCUCCUCUCCUCCAGGUUUAAAGCCACCGUCCAUCUCACAGCCUGUCUGAGUGACAGAUCUGCAGAGAGGAAGUUUGACCAGGACUAUCUGAAGCAGCAGUACGCCUACACCAUCAACAACACUUCAAUGACAUGUUCACCAGACAUGUUCAGUGUGACACUGUUUGAGAGAUUUGAACGUUUUUUCUUUGGUUAAACAUCUUCUCUGUCAUGUGGUAGAAAAGAAGCUUUGAUGUGGAAAUUCAUCCACAGAUUCAUGAACUGUGGGAACAAAGUGUGACGGUGGAUUCAACUUUAUGCCUUCAACCCUGCUGGAUGUAAAUUAUAAGGAGGCUGUGAUCCUUCUGCAUCGGUGUUUUAAUGUUGACUGGAAACAUUUCAGAGGUGUUCUUCAGUUCUUCAGUGGACACAUUUCUUAUUAAGUUUAGAGCUAUUUUAAAGUCUUUUGUCUUGUUUUACAACAGAUUAAAUCCAGCAGUUUAGCAGCUGGUUCAGAUGCUAACAGAUGCUUUGUGCCUCUAACUUUCUCUGUGAUCAUUUUAAAUGUCAGUACAGUUGAUCUCACAGCUCGGCAGCUGUCAUUAACCUGCAUUUAUAUUUGUUUUAUCAGACGAUGUCAUGAUCAUAACGUAAUGAUUUUAUCUGCAGCAGCAGCUGGUUAACAGAAAGUAUUUAUGAUCACAUUUCACAUUUCUGACGUUUGACAAUAGAGACCAAAAAUAUGUAAAUAAGAACAAUUUUAUAAUGAAUUCAGCUACGUUAAAACAGACUGAACACUCUCAUUACAAACAUAAAAAAACAUUUGCUGCAUAUGUGUGAAGACAAAGUCAGUGACAUUUGAAAUGAAUCACUAAAAUUUAUAGUAAGUCAUCUGCCAAUAAAAACAGGCAUUUAUAUACAUGUAUAUACACACCCAGAGCCUCAUUUAUCAACAGUCUGAUUCAUCACUUUCUUCUUGUGACUGGGAAUGUGCGAACAGUAAGGCCCUCUCAUGGUCUACAGGUGUAAUAACAGGUGUUAACAGGUACAGGUAUAACUGAUACAACAAAUCAAAGUUGAGCCUUCCUGUUUUAAUUAUUUUUAAGUAUAUUCUGUUUACUUAUUACAUGGCAAAAUGGCUACAAUGAUGAUUUUUUUAAACACAGAAAAUAGAGUCUCAAUAUGUUUUUUAAAAUUGUAUAUUUAUCGAGCUUCACACUCACCUUUUUACAGGUGGAUCUGAGAAGUUGACAUUUGGAGUAAAGAAGGAGAAAAAGAAGUGAA
Thunnus maccoyii (southern bluefin tuna) is the source of this 2162-nucleotide messenger RNA. RefSeq lists its product as uncharacterized. The record is from RefSeq and is a predicted model, not a curated record. Lineage: Eukaryota; Metazoa; Chordata; Actinopteri; Scombriformes; Scombridae. Bases 136 to 1095 code for a protein of 319 amino acids. The transcript is spliced from 3 exons.